This is a messenger RNA of Miscanthus lutarioriparius, 540 nucleotides long. The record is from the annotation of a GenBank genome assembly. Lineage: Eukaryota; Viridiplantae; Streptophyta; Magnoliopsida; Poales; Poaceae.
AUGGAGCUCUGCGAGGCGCUGUCGUUCUGCGCGGAGGACACCGGCGGGUACUUCCCCACGGAGGCAGCCGCGCGGGCGCUGGUGCGGCGGGCCGGCGGCGGCGGCGGCGAUGGCACGGGGGCUACCCCGAACUGCUUGCAAGCUUUUGAGAAGAUAUCACGGCGGCAGCCUACCCAGUGCUUGCAGGCGGGCAUGAUCAACGCUGUGCUGGCAUACGUUGACUUCUUCGCUGCAAGCAUUAAGAGGGUUGCAGUGUCAGCUGUCGCAAAUGCCUGCAAGAAGGUCCCGGCAGAUUGCUCCCAGUUUGUUCUGGAUUCGGUCCCAACUCUCUGUAAUCUUCUGCAAUCUGAGGACAAAAUGAUAGUGGAGAAGGUUGCAGCUUGCUUGAUAAGCAUCGUGGACUCCUUUAGCACUUCAGUUGAUCUUGUGGACCAGCUCUGUCACCAGGGUGUUAUAGAGAAGGUCCUACCUUUGAUCCACACUGGUGGACUCACGGCCCUUAGCCCAUCGACAUGCAGUAAUCUGAUUGGGCUUUGCUAA